Molecule: messenger RNA, 2145 nt
Organism: Fusarium pseudograminearum CS3096
Lineage: Eukaryota; Fungi; Ascomycota; Sordariomycetes; Hypocreales; Nectriaceae
Gene: Ku70
Product: Ku70
Exons: 7
Coding region: 1-2145 (714 amino acids)
Biological process (GO): double-strand break repair via nonhomologous end joining; DNA recombination; cellular response to X-ray
Cellular component (GO): nucleus; Ku70:Ku80 complex
Molecular function (GO): double-stranded DNA binding; damaged DNA binding; telomeric repeat DNA binding
Source: RefSeq, a predicted model, not a curated record
AUGGCGGAAAAAGAGGCAACCAUCUUCAUCCUCGACCUGGGCUCGACUAUGGCCCAGACUCAUAGUGGGAGAUCACAGUCUGAUUUGGACUGGAGCUUGCAGUAUGUAUGGGACAAGAUCACAGAUAUCGUCGCGGCGAACCGCAAAACACUUUGUGUUGGUGUCUUGGGCCUAAGAACAGACGAUACCUACAACAAGUUGCAAGACGACGAUGGCUAUGAGAAUAUUACAGUGCUACAGGAGAUGGGGUCAAUGACCAUGUCAUCUUUAAGAGAUCUCCAGUCUGUUGUGAAGCCAAGCAACACGUGGGCUGGAGAUGCUGUUUCCGCCAUUGUCGUUGCGGUUGACAUGAUGGACACAUUUACGAAGAAGCUCAAAUGGAAUCGAAAGAUCUUCUUGAUCACUGACGGCCAAGGGCCAAUGGAUGGAGAUGAUCUGAGCGACAUUUCCAAGAAAAUUAACGACUCGAAUAUCCAACUCACCAUCCUUGGUGUAGAUUUUGAUGAUCCGGACUAUGGCUUCAAGGAAGAAGACAAGCCGGGCACCAAGGAGGAUAACGAGAAAGCACUCAAAGCGCUCGCUGACGAUUGCAAAGAUGGCGUUUUCGCAAACAUUGCCGAAGCCAUUGACGAGCUUGACACCCCCCGAAUCAAGGCCGUCAAACCAUACAAGACUUAUGAUGGCGCCCUCACUCUUGGAGAUCCCGAAACGUUUCCUGCUGCGAUGAGUAUCAAUGUCGAGAGAUAUUUCAAGACACAUUUGGCACGCCCCUUAACAGCAAGUACAGUAGUCGUCAAGUCUGAAGACGGUGAAGCUACCCAGCAAACACAAGACGACGAGAUGGAAGGUAUCGAGUUCUCAGCAGUCAAGCAAGCUCGUUCAUACAAAGUCAAUGAUCCAGAUGCUCCAGGAGGAAAGCGAGAUGUCGAGUUUGAUGAUCUUGCCAAGGGGUACGAAUAUGGCCGAACAGCAGUACACAUCAGUGAGUCAGAACACAACAUCACCAAGAUCGACGCGCAGAAGAGCUUCUCGAUCAUUGGUUUCAUUCCAUGCGCAAAGUACGAGCCAUUUCUCAACAUUGGCGAGACUUGCGUGACAAUAGCACGCAAAUUUGAUGCCAAAUCCGCCAUCGCGCUUUCGUCUCUUGUAUGGGCACUCUCUGAACUCGAGUCUUAUGCGAUUGCCCGGAUUGUGACAAAAGAUGGCAAAGAUCCGCUACUGGUGCUGCUGGCACCUGGUGUAGAACCAGACAUGGAGUGUCUCUACGACAUUCCGCUGCCAUUUGCAGAGGAUAUCCGAAGCUAUCAAUUCCCUCCUUUGGAUAGAGUGAUUACGGUCACUGGGCAGACCGUUAGCAAGCACCGACUGUUGCCUACGGAUGAGCUCAACGAUGCCAUGAGCGAUUAUGUUGACGCCAUGGAUUUGUCAACAUAUGGUAUGGAUGAUGAUGGUAACCCGUCUGAAUAUGUGCCUAUUGACGAAACCUUCAACCCUACAGUCCACCGAGUUAACCAUGCAGUGAAAGCUCGAGCAGUGUAUCCUGAAAAGCCAGUUCCAGAUACCCCUUCCAUAUUGCUCCGAUUUGCACAGCCAACACAAGAUCUAAUCGAGAAGGUCCAGAGCAAGACGGAUGCCCUUAUUCAAGCAGCAGAUGUCAAGAAAGUACCGCCAAAGGUCAAGGGCAAGCGUGGCAGAGAAACCAUCAAGCCAAUUUCAGGCCUUGAUGUUGAUGCCCUUCUGGGUGAAGAGAAGAAGAGCGAGAUCAGCUCUGACAAUGCAGUGCCUGAAUUCAAACGAGCUCUUGCUGUAACCGAAGACGUUUCGGAGAUUGAGGAUGCAACUAAACAAAUGGGCACGAUCAUAUCAACAUUUGUUACGGAAAGCUUCGGCGGCGACAAAUACCCACGUGCUCUGGAAUGCCUGGGUGUGAUGAGGGAAGAACUCAUCAAUCUUGAAGAACCAGGAUUCUACAACACCUUUUUGAGAGGGAUGAAGAAGAAGCUGCUUUCUGAAGAUAUGGGGGGUAGGCGACUAGACUUUUGGUUCAAGGUACGAUUGGGUCAUCUCGGUCUGAUUGACAACAAGCAAUCGGACGUGUCUGAUGUCACCCCAGACGAGGCCGUUGAGUUCUACAAACCCAAAUGA